Molecule: messenger RNA, 1873 nt
Organism: Belonocnema kinseyi
Lineage: Eukaryota; Metazoa; Arthropoda; Insecta; Hymenoptera; Cynipidae
Gene: Ns1
Product: guanine nucleotide-binding protein-like 3 homolog
Exons: 8
Coding region: 119-1855 (578 amino acids)
Cellular component (GO): nucleolus
Molecular function (GO): GTP binding
Source: RefSeq, a predicted model, not a curated record
AGUACUGCAACAGGCGUGGAACAUGUGCUCGUUUUAUUAUUAAAUAAAGUGAUUUAUUUUGUGUUUAAAAUACUUCUAGAGAUUAUUUAUUUGUUGGCUGAGGGCUUACACGAUCAUAAUGGCAAAAUUUUGUUUAAAAAAACCUAGUAAAAGGAUUGAAGCUCGCAAGCGAUACAAGAUCGAGAAAAAAGUCCGUGAACACAAUCGCAAGGCCAGAAAAGAAGCGAAAAAACACCCGAAGAAAAAGCAGAAGGUAAUGCAAAUACCAAACCAAUGUCCCUUCAAGGAAGAUAUAAUAAAAGAAGUGGAAGCACUGAAGCAGCAACGUGAGGAAGAAAAGCAAAAACAGCGUGAAUUAGCGAGAGAGCAAAAACGCGAAAAGCUUGCAAAUGGUGGUUUGAAAGGAUUAGUUUCCGAUGCAUCGAAUAAACAAUCACAACAUGAAACAUUAAUGUUAGCAUCAACCAGUAAAGACUCGAGAGGUCUUAUAAUGAAAGAAGAAAAUUCCCUGAAAGCAUACUACAAAGAAUUUAAAAAAGUUUUGGAUUCUGCUGAUGUAAUUUUGGAAGUCGUCGAUGCUCGAGAUCCAUUGGGAACCAGAUGCAAACAAGUCGAAGAAGCAGUUCGUGCAGCAAAAGGAAACAAAAGACUGGUAAUAGUUCUAAAUAAAGCGGAUUUGGUACCCAGGGAAAAUUUGGACCAAUGGUUGAAAUAUUUGAGAGCAAGUUUGCCUGCAGUGGCUUUCAAAUCUUCGACCCAAGACCAAGCCAACAGACUAGGAAGACGGAAGUUGGGAAAGAAGAAAGAGGAUUUAAUUCAAGGAGGAACUUGUUUUGGAGCGGAAUUGCUACUUUCUUUGCUCGGAAAUUACUGCAGAAAUAGUGGAACAGUAAAAACUAGUAUUCGAGUUGGAGUUGUUGGUCUUCCUAAUGUCGGAAAAUCGAGUGUGAUCAAUUCUCUGAAGAGGAGCAAGGCUUGCAGUGUAGGAAAUACACCAGGAGUAACGAAGUCGAUGCAAGCGGUUCAGCUGGACUCGAAAAUCAAGUUGUUGGAUUCACCAGGAAUCGUUUUUAGUUCAGCUUCAAAGGACGGAGAUCAGUCUUCGGUUGCAUUGAAGAAUGCUGUGAAAAUCGAGUCACUUAAAGAUCCUUUCACUCCAGCGGCACUUAUUUUGAAACGGAUUUCAACCCAACAGAUUAUGGAAUUGUACGACACUCACGAAUUUUCAACUCCUGAAGAAUUCUUCGCGAAAAAGGCGGCCAGGAUGGGCAAGUUUAAGAAAGGCGGAGUUCCGGAUGUUUUAGCGGCUGCGCGAAGUGUUUUAACCGAUUGGAAUUCUGGAAAGAUAAGAUAUUAUACAGUUCCACCUGAAGAACCAGCUUGUCAAUUAUCGGCGGAAAUCGUGACUCAAAUGGCGAAGGAAUUCGACAUAAAUAAUUUGGCAGAAGAGGAAAAAAUGAUGCUGGAUGGAGUUGAGGCCGAAGCUUUUGCGGACAAUCCUGCGCCUCUUGAACCAUUAAUUGUUGAUAGUUCUGGUCCCGUGGAGGCAGCAAUGGAGGUCGAAUUUAAAAAACAAGCGCAAGUGAAAGUGCAGCAAAAGAAAGAGAAGAAGAGUGAGAAACCGAUUCCGAAGAAGACGCCUGUCGAGAGGAAGAAGAAGACCGAUCCACUUUUCGAAAUUGAAGGAAAUCAGAAACUGAAUAAGGUGAAGCAGUUGCAGUUUAAGAAGGAAAAGAAGGCAAGGGCGAGGAAAGAAAAAGAAGCGGCCGAGUUAUCUCAACACCUGGAUGAAGUUACGGUCUCAGCGAAUGAUGAUAAUGAUUAUGAUUUUGAAACCGAUUUUGCUUCUCAAUAAAGUGCCAGUGAUAAGUAC